Molecule: messenger RNA, 1702 nt
Organism: Papaver somniferum (opium poppy)
Lineage: Eukaryota; Viridiplantae; Streptophyta; Magnoliopsida; Ranunculales; Papaveraceae
Product: protein trichome birefringence-like 25
Exons: 3
Coding region: 131-1438 (435 amino acids)
Cellular component (GO): Golgi apparatus
Molecular function (GO): O-acetyltransferase activity
Source: RefSeq, a predicted model, not a curated record
UGUAAAUAGUUGUUGUUUCACUAGAUUUUUGUUUCUCACCUUGUAAAAGUAGAAGUGUGUUGUGGGGUGGGGUUUUAGUUCUUCAUUCAUUUUCUUCUGUCAAAACAACAAUUAUUUUGGUGAAGAGAAAAUGGUGAAACCAUGGUUUAUAUUCAAGCAAUACCAUGUAUUAGUAAAGGUUACAGUUUUAAUGCUUUUAUCAAGUCUUGUUCUUCAUCUGCUUUACUCUACUAAUAGAACUCAUAGUUCAGUUGGAGGAGUUGCUUCAAUUGUCCCCACUGAAGAAGUUCCUUUUCUAAAGGAAAUAGUGGAAGCUGAGAAGGAUUAUUCUCUGGAGGAGAUCCAAGAAAACCCACAGCAGAAUCAAGUUCCUCGUAAAGGAAAAUGUGAUUUUUUUGUUGGGGAAUGGAUACCAGAUCCAUUGGGUCCAAUGUAUACUAAUGAGAGCUGUAAUGUAAUUACCGGAGAUCAGGAUUGCAUGUCCCAUGGACGACCCGAUUCAGGGUAUCUUUAUUGGAGGUGGAAACCAAGAGAUUGUGAGUUGCCGAGGUUUGACGCGGCGAGGUUUCUUGAUUCAAUGCGGAAUAAACAUUGGGGGUUUGUUGGUGAUUCGAUUUCUCGAAACCAUGUUCAGUCAUUGCUUUGCAUUCUCUCCAAGGUUGAAGCAGCAAAUGAUGUUUAUCACGACGAGGUGUACAGAGAUAGACGAUGGCACUUUCCAUCGUAUAACUUCUCCCUUUCCGUUAUCUGGUCUCCGUUCUUGGUUAAGGCAAUUAGUUCUCAAGGUUUCAAUGGUGGAGCGGCAGAUGACAUUCAGUUACAUCUCGAUGAACUUGAUAAGAGUUGGACGGAUCAUUACGCGAGUUUUGAUUAUAUGGUAAUGUCUGGUGGAAAAUGGUUUCAGAAAACUGCAAUCUACUAUGAAAACAAUACAAUUAUUGGGUGUCACAACUGCACAAGGAGGACUGAUUUGACAGAAUAUGGAUUCGACAAUGGUUACCGUAAAGCAACGAAGCUAGUAUUCGAGUUUCUCUCGAGUUCUAAUCACAACGUCUCAGUUUUGUACAGAACCACUACAGCUGAGCACUUCGAAAACGGGAAUUGGGACACUGGAGGUACCUGUGAUAGAAAAAUACCAUUUAAGCAAGGGGAGAUCAGUUUGCACGACCUCGAUAUUAAGUUACGUAAUGUAGAGAUGGAAGCAUUCGAGAAUUUGAAAACCGUCAGAUGCCCAGGGAAAAGGGAAGUUCUCAAAAUUUUUGAUGUUACUAGCCUUUCUUUACUUAGGCCUGAUGGACAUCCUGGUCCAUACAGAAAUCCCCAUCCAUUUGCAAAGGGUAAUAAAGCUAAAGUUCAGUAUGACUGUCUUCAUUGGUGUUUACCUGGACCGAUCGACUCUUGGAAUGAUCUGAUCAUGGAAAUGGUGAUGAAUGGCUGAACAUUAGUAACAUGAUACAUGUUAAUACGUUUUCGGCUACCAGAUAAACUAAUCCAAAUUAUUGUUAACUGCAGUACAAUGAAUGCUGUAUAAAAACAAGAAUGUUGGUUGUUUUUUCCUUUGUUCUUUUUUUUCUUUAUGGAUUUUGGAUUGGUGUCAGCAUCAAGCCAUCGAAGCAAGAAUAUUUCCUUUUUUUUUCUUAGAGAUAAGAAUAAUUGUGGGGUUUCAUUAGUUCCUCAAUUUAAAGACUAGAAUUUUUUUUCA